Messenger RNA from Parasteatoda tepidariorum (common house spider), 1924 nucleotides. RefSeq names its product myosin regulatory light chain sqh. Gene Ontology annotation, molecular function: calcium ion binding. The record is from RefSeq and is a predicted model, not a curated record. NCBI's taxonomy places the organism in Eukaryota, Metazoa, Arthropoda, Arachnida, Araneae, Theridiidae.
ACAUUGUUAACUGUAAUCAUAAAAUAGUUAUGCGAUGAGAAAUCAAAUAUUUACGUUUUGAAGUGGUUUAGGCGUUGUCUGCCUGACGUUAAAAUUUAAAUUCAUAUUUCAAUUUGAACUCUACAACUGCAAUCAUGUCUAGCAGAAAAGCAAGAGGUCGUGGUACAACCAAAAAACGUGCCCAAAGAGCAACCUCUAAUGUGUUUGCUAUGUUUGAUCAAGCCCAAAUUCAAGAGUUCAAAGAAGCUUUCAAUAUGAUUGACCAUAAUAGAGAUGGCUUUAUUGACAAAGAGGAUCUUCAUGAUAUGCUUGCAUCAUUAGGUAAAAAUCCUGAAGAUGAUUACCUGGAAGGUAUGAUGAAGGAGGCACCUGGUCCUAUAAAUUUCACGAUGUUCUUAACUCUUUUUGGAGAAAGACUUCAAGGAACGGAUCCUGAAGAUGUUAUUAAAAAUGCCUUUGCUUGUUUUGAUGAAGAAAAUAAUGGUCGAAUCAAUGAAGAACGCCUAAGAGAACUUUUAACUACAAUGGGUGAUAGGUUUACAGAAGAAGAUGUUGAUGAAAUGUACAGAGAAGCACCCAUAGAUAAGCAUGGUAUGUUUGACUACAUGGAAUUCACACGUAUCUUAAAGCAUGGAGCCAAAGAUAAAGAUGACCAGUGAAAAGUGAUGAAUGAAUUGUUGAUGAUAUUCUGAUUUUGUACUUACUUUAAAUGUUUUACUAACCAGUGUUUCUUUGUUGCGAAUUUAUUCCACUUAAUGAAAAUGUGAUCACAUAACAUUCAAAUAAUAUGUUUGAAUUUACUUUCUUUACUCAUCAGUUUUUCUUUUACUUAUAUUUUUAGUGCCAAUACGUAACCUGUUAUAUGUCUAAAAAUAACAUAAGGUGUUAUGAGACUCUAUUUAACUGCAGAAUCAGGAGUGAACCCACUAAAAUAAUGUUCAAUAACCCCUCAAACUGUAAUUUUAACAGUCAAAAGUGUGAUUUAUCAACUAAUAGUCAAAAACAAUUUAAAUUCUUCCUAAUUAACAAAUUUGAAUCUGUAUUGAAUACUAUUCUUUGUUUUAUCAUUAAAAGAAGUUAUGUGGCGAGACGUAAUAUACCAGAGUACUUGAAAGAAUUAUAAUAUCCCACAACUGGGGUACGUUAUCACAUCCUUAAAUAUUUUAUUAACUACAAGUCUAGAAAUUUAUCUGUACCAUAGUCUUAAUUUAUAUGGACAGGGACUUGUUUGUAAAAAUAAAUUCAUUAAUUUCACAAACAAUUUUUUUGAAUGAAAGGAAUGUUUCAUCUUCAAAUCAUGCAAAUAAAGUGGAGCAAAAUUUUCCAAAAAUAAUUCAAAUUAGUCUUACUUUACAGUUAAACUAUUCUUUUUAAAAUUUUUAUAUUCCACCCCUUUUUUUUUCUAAAUUUUUUUUCUUCUUUCUAUUAAACUUUAUCUUAAUGGUUUAUUCUGUAUUUUUGCCAUUAGGCUUCUCCGUUAGCCAAUUGUUAUUUUUUGAUCACUCUGCAUUAAAACGACAAUCAUCUUCCCCCCCCCCUAAAAUUAUCAAGAAAAUUAAGUUUAAAUAAUCGAAUGAAUCAAGACUUAAUAAAAGAAGUGUGUAUAAAGCCUAGUCAUACGUUAAUCUGUGUUGAUAUUUUAUGUACGUGAAUGAUUGAUAAUUACAUUUCGAAUGAAUUAUGAGUUGAAAUUAUUUUAUACUCCUGGAUUUAGCCUUCCCAUAGUCUACCAUUAGCAUAUUCUGCAUUUAUUUACUAUAUACUAUUUAUAACAUGUAUAUUUUAAUAAUUUUGUAAGUGCUCGCGUUUCUGUAUCUUUGUCUAAUGAAUAUGCUGUGAAGAUGUAUGGUUUUCAAGAAUAUUGUUUGAAGCAAUUUUUUCUUCUUUCAAUGUUUUGCUAAAUAAAUUGCUUUCUUGAAAAUUA